GGAAAGGGCAAUCAUAAUCGCUGAAGCUUCUUCUUCCUUAGUUCCUUCCUUGCGUGAUAAGUUGUAUGCGUUUCUUUUCCUUACCAGUGAAGUCGCAAUUGCAUUUUGGAAUUGGAAUACAACUCUAAGAAAGAAACAGUAUGGAUAGUGGAAGAUGGGGAAGAGGAAGGGGGGUUUCUUGGGGAAUGCUACCGCUGCUUGGUCUUCACGCCGUCAACGAAUACUACCGACUGCCGUGGAAGCCCCCUGUUACGGCGGGCCUUCUCGCUGCCAACACACUCGUCUACCUCAGGCCUUCUUUGCUCGAUGCUCUCCUUCCUACUAUCGAUGAGGUUUGGUUCAAUCCUCAUCUCAUUCUCAAGUACAAAGACAUGAAACGCUUCUUCCUGUCACCAUUCUAUCAUGUCGGUGAAUCUCACCUAGUUUUCAACAUGAUGUCACUCUUAUGGAAGGGUAUCCAAUUGGAAACUUCUAUGGGGAGCUCUGAAUUUGCAUCUAUGGUCAUUGCACUUGUUGGUAUGUCACAAGGUAUCACUUUGUUACUAGCCAAAUCCCUCCUCCUGUUCCUUGAUUAUGAGAGACCCUAUUACGCCCAAUAUGCUGUUGGAUUUUCUGGUGUCCUCUUUGCCUUGAAAGUUGUCCUCAAUUCUCAGUCAGAAAACUACACUAAUGUGUAUGGACUGAUUGUACCGGCACGUUAUGGGGCGUGGGCAGAAUUGAUUCUUAUUCAGAUGUUUGUCCCUGGUGUAUCAUUUCUUGGCCACCUGGGUGGUAUUCUUGCUGGGCUUCUCUAUUUGAAAAUGAAGCGAUCAUAUUCUGGUUCAGACCCAUUGACUGCAAUAAUCAGAGGGGUCUGUGGUGUGUUAAGGUGGCCUCUAAGGUUUAUAAGUGACAUGUUUCGGUUAAGGAGAGGGAGAAUCUCUGGCAGGGGAACUGUUGGUGGGAGACAGACAGGAAAUGUGUCUGGCAUAUGGAGAUGCCAAGCAUGUACAUAUGAUAAUUCCGGUUGGUUAAGAACUUGUGAGAUGUGUGGAACGACUCGAACCAGCAACACUGGGUCAUCAGGUCAAGCGUCUCGUGGUUCUCGUGACCUUACUCUGGAAGAUUUACGGCGUAGAAGAGUUGAAAGAUUUGGUUGAUGGUCCAAUAUUAACUUGAUGUAUAGAAACAGAAGAGCGGAUUACCAUUGCAAAAAAUGUUAGGAUUGUAUUUGAUUUGUUCCUCUCCGUACAUAUUGAUGUUCAAUCUGCCAGGAUUAUGAACGAAUUAUACUUCAAUUAGGAUUCUUUUUUUAUGAAGAAAUGUUUAGAAAUAUUCGGAAAGCAAUGAUUCUCAUUUUCCAACUA
Molecule: messenger RNA, 1346 nt
Organism: Theobroma cacao (cacao)
Lineage: Eukaryota; Viridiplantae; Streptophyta; Magnoliopsida; Malvales; Malvaceae
Gene: RBL14
Product: RHOMBOID-like protein 14
Cellular component (GO): membrane
Molecular function (GO): serine-type endopeptidase activity
Source: RefSeq, a predicted model, not a curated record